This is a messenger RNA of Gorilla gorilla gorilla (western lowland gorilla), 5284 nucleotides long. RefSeq names its product solute carrier family 17 member 9 (gene SLC17A9). Gene Ontology annotation, cellular component: membrane. The transcript has 13 exons. NCBI's taxonomy places the organism in Eukaryota, Metazoa, Chordata, Mammalia, Primates, Hominidae. The coding region runs from base 2967 to 4148 and encodes 393 amino acids. The record is from RefSeq and is a predicted model, not a curated record. Gene Ontology annotation, biological process: transmembrane transport; ATP transport. Gene Ontology annotation, molecular function: transmembrane transporter activity.
GGGGUGGGGGGGGGGUCCUGCCACCAUGUGCCAGCUGUGUGCUGAGGACAAGCUCCCCGCUGGCUUCAGCUCUCAGAGCAUUUGGUGGUGGGGAGAAGCAGGGCCUGGGCAGGUUGCCUGGCCACCAGCACUGCUGCCUGUAGGAGGCUCCCCGGGCAGGUGACGCCUCAGAAACCGGGCGAGAUGGUGACCGCGGGCCAUUGGUCAGCUGGGGAGGGCCUCUGCCAGGGAGCUCCUGAGAGCAGCCCCCACACUGCUGAACCCCUUGGCUCUGGGUCUUGGGCUGAGGCCUUAAGUGGCUGGACCCUGGGCCUAGACUCAGGCCCUGUGGGUUCCAGAGCAGUCUCCUGCCUGCACUGAGUCCCCAGGGUACCUACCCUGAGCAUGGCAAGGUAAUGGCACCUUCUGGCCCCACCAGUUCCCAGCUGUAUGAGGGCUGAGGACCCUAGAAGUGCUGGGAAGAGUUGCAGGAAGGCCCAAAGGGGCAGUGCCACCAUCGGAUGUUGGCACCCAGAUGAAGGGAGCGCUGGCUGCAUGGGAAAAGCUGGCAGCCCAGAUCACAGCCCUGUCAGGCGCCAAUUAGAGGGGAGGGCUGCCCUCAGCGGGCCCUGCCCCUUGCUCUCUUCCUCUUCCCCCACCCACGUUCAUCCAGGCCUGCCGGGCAAGGCCAGCUCCCCAGGGCUUCAGGGCCUCCUCACUGGCGGCUGGGUUUGAGUGGCUCCGCCUUCACUACUCCCUCCCAGGCUCGAUGUUUAAAAAGGAGCCCUUGCCACAGCUCUUACAACUUCCUUUGCAGGCCCUUAUUGGGUAGCGCCAAAGAUUCUGGAGGGGCCUGUGGGUCAAGGCUGCCACACGCACGCCUUUUCCUAGCCCUCCCUCCUGCAGCCACAUCACGAAGGCUGGGCCAGGCGAGAACAGAGCUGGAGGGCGGCACCCACACUCUCCGGUUCGCUGCUCUCCUGGCCUGGCCCCGGACAGUUCCCUUUUCUGAAUGGAGGGGCCGUGUGACCACCUGUUUGCUCAGCCGUGGAUGCUGCUUCUGCACAGGGGCCGUUUGCUCUAGAAAGUUCACAGGAAGCAGGCUGCUGGGCUCAGGGAGUGCAGAGUGGUGGGAGGAAGCUGUUGAAGCUGCCCAAAGCUUUCCGGUUCUUGGCACACCCCCUGUCCCCCGCGCCCCCAGCAGGAUGGAGGAUUCCCAGCCUGGGGUCCUAGUCAGCCCUCAGGUAGCCGACUGUCUGGGCCAUCCUCUCCAGCCUGACAUCCUUGUCUCCCCAGCGGCUGUGGAGGGUGCCCCUGUGCCCACCUGGCCAGCACCACCUGCCCAGCUCAGAGAAGGGGCUAUGGCUGCCGCCUGCCGCGUAGGGCAGAUUGCUUGCCUGGAAGGGCUGUUCUUGACUUCCUCCUUCCAAGGAGGCCCGGGAGUGGCUCUGUGUUCUCAUUACUGUGCUGGCCACGAUGGGGGUGAGGAUCAGUGCAACUGAGCUUUCUGCUGUUUCUAGCUAGUGGCCAGGCAGUGCGGGGCAGGUGCCACCUGGACACAGGUCCCCCACCUCCCCCCUUUCUUUUUCAAGACAGAGUCUCUCUCUGUUGCCCAGGCUAGAGUGCAGUGGUGCAAUCUCGGCUCACUGCAACCUCGACCUCCUGGGCUCAAGUGAUCCUCCUACUUCAGCCUCCCAGCUGGGACCACAGGUGCACACCACCACACUCAGCUAAUUGUUGUUGUUUUUUUUCUUUUUUUUUUGAGAUGGAGUCUUGCUAGAUGGAGUCUCACUCUGUCGCCCAGGCUGGAGUUCAGUAGUUUGAUCUCGGUUCACUGCAACCUCUGCCUCCCAGGUUCAAGCGAUUCUCCUGCCUCAGCCUCCCAAGUAGCUGGGAUUACAGGCACCCGCCACUACGCCUGGCUAAUUUUUACAUUUUUAGUAGAGAUGGGGUUUUACCAUGUGGGCGAGGCUGGUCUCGAACUCCUGACCUUGUGAUCCUCCCGCCUCGGCCUCCCCAAAUGCUGGGAUUACAGGCGUGAGCCACCACGCCCGGCCCUGGCUAAUUUUUAAAGUUUUUUUUUUUUUUUUUUUUGUAGAGUUGAGGAUGUCCCCAUGUUUCCCAGGCUGCUCUUGAACUCUUGGGCUCAAGUGAUCUGCCCACCUCGGCCUCCUAAAGUGCUAGGAUUACAGGCAUAAGCCACCGUACCUGGCUCUAAAGCUCCUUUUUAAAGGCACCUUUGGACUGUGUGGCUUUUAGUGGAAAGUUAAGCGUGGGGGCCCCCAUGUCCCUUCUGCAAGCCUCGUGUGUUAAGUCAAUGAAAACUGUUUACAGAGAGCCUGGGGCUAGGUAAGCAACAGGGCUGCGGGUAUCAACCACGCCAGGACAGGGCGUGGAGGCCAGGGCUGUACUGGGUUAGGCAGGCUGGCAGUGAGGACUGUGUCCUUCUGUGGUAACCCAGGGAGCAGCCAGAUAUGGGGCAAGCCAGUUGUCCCCAGAGUGGAACCUGGCUGCAAAUGACGCUGGCGAAACCACACUCACUGCCAAGAUCCAGGACAGACAGCACUUCCUCCCACACAACUUUCUCCAAACUCCAGGGGGUUAAUGGUUGGCCCUGCUGUGGGGAGGGGCUGGAGCCAGGAUAGCCUCUGGCAGAGCGGGAGGUGUGAGAGGACGCAGCUCUGGGCUUCUGGAGCUACCUGUUCUUGCCUCUGAGAUCUCGCCCGGCCUCCCUCACCAGGAUUGGGAGUGUGAGCUGGCCGGCCUGGCUCUGUGACCUCGGGCAUGGUCAGUGCCCGACUUGGUCUUUUCUCCCGUGGGAAGCGUCUAGGCGCAGACUUGCAGAGAGUGCCAAGAAGGCCGGAUACCUGCCCCUCUGUCCACAGCACACCGUCAUCCACUCACUCAUCUGUGGCAGGCCUGAGUGCCAGGCGUGGACGGGGACACUGCUGCUGGGCACAUGCCUUCUGUACUGCGCCCGCUCCAGCAUGCCCAUCUGCACCGUCUCCAUGAGCCAGGACUUCGGCUGGAACAAGAAGGAGGCCGGCAUCGUGCUCAGCAGCUUCUUCUGGGGCUACUGCCUGACGCAGGUUGUGGGCGGCCACCUCGGGGAUCGGAUUGGGGGUGAGAAGGUCAUCCUGCUGUCAGCCUCUGCCUGGGGCUCCAUCACGGCCGUCACCCCACUGCUCGCCCACCUGAGCAGUGCCCACCUGGCCUUCAUGACCUUCUCACGCAUCCUCAUGGGCUUGCUCCAAGGGGUUUACUUCCCUGCCCUGACCAGCCUGCUGUCGCAGAAGGUGCGGGAGAGUGAGCGAGCCUUCACCUACAGCAUCGUGGGCGCCGGCUCCCAGUUUGGGACGCUGCUGACCGGGGCCGUGGGCUCCCUGCUCCUGGAAUGGUAUGGCUGGCAGAGCAUCUUCUAUUUCUCCGGCGGCCUCACCUUGCUUUGGGUGUGGUACGUGUACAGGUACCUGCUGAGUGAAAAAGAUCUCAUCCUGGCCUUGGGUGUCCUGGCCCAAAGCCGACCGGUGUCCAGGUACAGCAGAGUCCCCUGGAGACGGCUCUUCCGGAAGCCUGCUGUCUGGGCAGCCGUCAUCUCCCAGCUCUCUGCAGCCUGCUCCUUCUUCGUCCUCCUCUCCUGGCUGCCCACCUUCUUCGAGGAGACCUUCCCUGACGCCAAGGGCUGGAUCUUCAACGUGGUGCCUUGGUUGGUGGCGAUUCCGGCCAGUCUAUUCAGUGGGUUUCUCUCUGAUCAUCUCAUCAAUCAGGGUUACAGAGCCAUCACGGUGCGGAAGCUCAUGCAGGGCAUGGGCCUUGGCCUCUCCAGCGUCUUUGCUCUGUGCCUGGGCCACACCUCCAGCUUCUGUGAGUCUGUGGUCUUUGCAUCAGCCUCCAUUGGCCUCCAGACCUUCAACCACAGUGGCAUUUCUGUUAACAUCCAGGACUUGGCCCCGUCCUGCGCCGGCUUUCUGUUUGGUGUGGCCAACACAGCCGGGGCCUUGGCAGGUGUCGUGGGUGUGUGUCUAGGCGGCUACUUGAUCGAGACCACGGGCUCCUGGACUUGCCUGUUCAACUUUGUGGCCGUCAUCAGCAACCUGGGGCUGUGCACCUUCCUGGUGUUUGGACAGGCUCAGAGGGUGGACCUGAGCUCUACCCAUGAGGACCUCUAGCUCCCAACCCUACAGCCUCUCCAAGGACCCAGGCGCCAGCAGCCCCGGGACACAGGGGACUCAGUGUGUGGGACUUGGUCACUCCAUGUCAGACACAUGAGCAGAGAGGAACACAAACCACUGUGGAGCCUGAAGCUCCUUAAGAAGAGUCCACACCAGCUGGUGGGAGGGUGGGGUGGGCCUGGGUCCAGACCAGGCUCGCUGCUCUCUGGGCCUCAGUUUCCCUACCUGCCAGCGGGCUCGGCCCUGUCCUCCUCACAGGCUGGUGUGGCCGUCAGGGUGGGUGGGGUUAUUGUUAGUAGGCGCAGCCUCAUUCCCACCACGAUCUUCCGCGUGGUUCCCGCCAAGCCUCCCACAGUGCCGUGGUUCCCGCCAAACCUCCCUCGGUCGCCGUGUUCUCCGCAAGCCUCCUGCAGCGCCCGCCGGCCAGUGUGAGGCUGGCACCAGGCUGCAGCCUCCCCAAUCCCAGCCCACUUUGCUGUGUCUCUGGCGGGCUGUCCUCCUUAGUGGGAGCUGUCCUGUGCACUGUAGGUUGCUUAAAGGUAUCCCUGGCCUCCGCCCACCCCUAGCCAGCAGCACCUACCCUCCCUCCUCCCAGUCAGACAACAGCCAGAAAUGUCUCCAGACUCUGCCCAGCCUCCCCAGGUAGCCACCCUCGAGACAUGACCUCAGAGUCUCUGUGUCUCCCAGCAGCCUGACAGAGACCCCCAGGGCAGUGGGUGGGUGGCGGGCUAGAGACCGUUGCCUGUUUCCGGGACCCUGGCGCCGCUCUCCCCUCCUGUGGAUCCCUCCGCACUAACAGUGUUCUCAGUGGGCAGACGCCUGGGCACCCCUUGGGCCCUGCCCAGCAUGGCCAUGGCGCAGGCUCUCGAACCCGCAUGGCUUUCCCAGGCCUGGUGAUUCUGCUCUCCAGGGACGGUUGGCACCUUCCUCGGGGGCGGGCCCCACGCACCCCAGAACACACAGACCCACCUUUCUGGCGUUCUUUCUACCUCCCUUUUCGUUGCCUGAGGAGCUGGUGGUUUCAUGAGUUAAUGAUACAUCUUGCAAGGUGUACACAUAGAGAAAAAAACCUAAAAAUGUGGAAAAGCACGCCAAAGCCUUAUUUAAAUAAUAACUAUUAAACUAUUCAAAAA